CGGUCGCGACGCCAAGGGCCGGCUGCUCCCGGAGCCCGACGCGGAGGGCGGCGACCGCCGGUCCGGGCCCGGCCUGAGCGACCCCGACAUCGUCAAGUCCCCUAGCGACCCCAAGCAGUACAGGUACAUCAAAUUGCAAAAUGGAUUAAGUGCACUGUUGAUUUCGGAUUUAAAUAACAUGGACGGUGCUCCUUCUGCACUGUCUUCAGAAGAGGAGGAUGAUGAUGAAUCAGAAGAUGAAAGUGAUGAGGAUGACUCUGGGGCAGAAAUUGAAGAUGACAAGGAGGAUUAUGAUGAUGAGGACUGUGAUGAUGAGGAAGAAGAGGAAGAAGGUGAAAAUGAUGAUGGAGAGGAACUCAAUGACCCUGACAGUGAAUUGGAAGAACUAGCAGAAAAGGAAGAGACAAGAAAGAGGGGCUGUACAGAAAAGCAGUCUGCAGCUGCCCUUUGUGUUGCUGUUGGUAGCUUCUCUGAUCCUGAAGAUCUGCCUGGAUUAGCACACUUUCUGGAGCACAUGGUAUUUAUGGGCAGUUUGAAGUAUCCAGAUGAGAAUGGCUUUGAUGCAUUUCUGAAAAAACAUGGGGGCAGUGACAAUGCUUCCACUGACUGUGAAAGGACUGUCUUUCAAUUUGAUGUACAGAGGAAAUACUUCAAAGAAGCUCUUGACAGGUGGGCACAGUUCUUCAUUCACCCAUUAAUGAUCAGAGAUGCAAUUGACCGGGAAGUUGAGGCUGUGGACAGUGAGUAUCAGCUAGCAAGGCCCUCUGAUUCAAACAGAAAAGAGAUGUUAUUUGGAAGCCUUGCCAGACCUGGGCAUCCUAUGAAGAAAUUCUUUUGGGGUAAUGCAGAAACUCUCAAACAUGAGCCCAAAAUGAAUAAUAUUGAUACCUAUACCAGGCUGAGGGAGUUCUGGCAGCGCUAUUACUCUGCUCACUACAUGACUUUGGUUGUCCAGUCCAAAGAAACUCUAGAUACUUUGGAAAAAUGGGUGACAGAAAUAUUCUCGGAGAUCCCAAAUAAUGGUUUUUCCAAACCAAACUUUGGCCAUCUGGCGCAACCAUUUGACACACCAGAAUUUCACAAACUUUACAGAGUUGUUCCGAUCAGAAAAAUUCAUUCACUGAGCAUCACCUGGGCACUUCCCCCUCAGGAACAGCAUUACAGGGUGAAGCCACUUCAUUACAUUUCAUGGCUGGUAGGACAUGAAGGCAAAGGCAGUGUUCUUUCCUUUCUUAGGAAAAAGUUUUGGGCUCUUGCAUUGUAUGGAGGAAAUGGUGAGACAGGAUUUGAACAGAAUUCCACCUACUCUGUAUUCAGCAUUUCUGUUACUUUGACUGAUGAAGGCUACAAGCACUUUUAUGAGGUUGCACAUGUUGUGUUUCAGUACCUGAAGAUGUUACAGAAAAGAGGGCCAGAUAAGAGAAUUUGGGAAGAGAUACAGAAGAUUGAAGCUAACGAAUUUCAUUAUCAAGAACAGACUGAUCCUGUUGAUUAUGUGGAAAGCCUUUGUGAAAAUAUGCAGUUGUUUCAGAAGGAGGACUUCCUGACAGGGGACCAGCUUCUGUUUGAAUACAAGCCUGAAAUCAUUGCUGAUGCCCUUAACCAGCUUUACCCACAGGGAGCCAACCUUGUUCUGUUGUCUGCUGCCAAUGAAGGACAGUGUCAUUUAAAGGAGAAAUGGUUUGGCACACAAUACAGUGUGGAAGAUGUUGACAAAUACUGGAGUGAUCUAUGGGCUAGUGACUUCGAGUUAAAUGAGGAUUUGCACCUUCCUGAAGAAAACAAAUACAUAGCCACUGAUUUUGCUCUGAAGGCACCCGACUGCCCUGAGACAGAAUAUCCAGUCAAAAUACUGAGCACGCAGCAAGGCUGUCUGUGGUACAGGAAGGAUGAUAAAUUCAAAAUUCCCAAAGCGUACGUACGUUUCCAUCUGAUCUCUCCACUGAUACAGCAGUCAGCAGAAAAUGUUGUGCUGUUUGAUACAUUUGUAAACAUCCUUUCCCACAACCUUGCUGAACCUGCAUAUGAAGCGGAUGUGGCUCAACUGGAAUACAAGCUGGUAGCUGGAGAGCAUGGUUUGAUCAUUCGAGUGAAAGGAUUUAAUCACAAACUACCUCUGCUGUUUCAGCUAAUCAUUGACCACUUGUCAGACUUCAGUUUUACUCCAGCAGUUUUUGAAAUGAUAACGGAGCAGCUGAAAAAAACUUAUUUUAAUGUCCUCAUCAAACCAGAGACGCUGGCCAAAGAUGUGCGUCUCUUGAUUUUGGAGCACGGCAGAUGGUCUAUGAUAGAUAAAUACGAGACUCUUAUGAAAGGCCUUUCCAUUGAAUUGCUCUCAGCCUUUGUCAAGGCUUUCAAGUCCCAGCUCUUUGUAGAGGGUCUUGUACAAGGAAACUUCACAAGCCGAGAGUCAAAGGACUUUUUGAAUUAUGUUGUUCAAAAGCUGCAGUUUGUUCCACUCGCACACCCAUGCCCUGUCCAGUUCCGGGUGGUGGACCUGCCAAACACGCACCUGCUGUGUAAGGUGAAAACCCUUAACAAAGGUGAUGCCAACUCAGAAGUGACAGUCUACUAUCAGUCUGGGGCUAGGAGUUUAAGAGAAUACACCCUCAUGGAGCUGCUUGUGAUGCACAUGGAGGAGCCUUGCUUUGACUUCCUGCGAACCAAGCAAACCCUUGGCUAUCACGUGUACCCUACCUGCAGAAAUACUUCAGGCAUCCUUGGCUUCUCUGUUACUGUGGCAACACAAGCAACUAAGUACAAUUCUGAAUUGGUUGACAAGAAGAUAGAAGAAUUUCUUUCCUGCUUUGAAGAAAAGAUUAAGCAUUUAAGUGAUGAAGCUUUCAGCACUCAGGUCACAGCUCUAAUAAAGCUGAAAGAAUGUGAAGAUUCCCAUUUGGGGGAAGAAGUGGACAGGAACUGGAAUGAAGUCGUGACUCAGCAGUAUCUUUUUGACAGGCUUGCUCGUGAGAUUGAAGCGCUGAAGUCUCUUACCAAAUCAGAUCUGGUUGCCUGGUUCCAGGCUCACAGAAAGAGUGAGAGGAAAGUGCUCAGUGUUCAUGUGGUUGGAUUUGGAAAACAUGAAGGGGACUCAGAAGUGACGGCUGUCUCUGAGCCUCAGAACUCUUCAUGUGAUGAAAUACCUCAGCUAACUUUCUUACCCGCAUCCUCCUUGAUGGCUAACAUCACUUGUAUCAAGGACAUCAAAGCUUACACAUCCACUCUGACUGUUCUCCCGUACCAUAAAAUAUUAAAAUAAAUGUCCUCUUCCCCUGCA
This is a messenger RNA of Gavialis gangeticus (Gharial), 3277 nucleotides long. It is a transcript of the gene NRDC, whose product is annotated as nardilysin convertase. Gene Ontology annotation, biological process: proteolysis. Lineage: Eukaryota; Metazoa; Chordata; Crocodylia; Gavialidae. The record is from RefSeq and is a predicted model, not a curated record. The transcript is spliced from 31 exons. Gene Ontology annotation, molecular function: metalloendopeptidase activity; metal ion binding. The coding region runs from base 179 to 3259 and encodes 1026 amino acids.